AUUAAACUCUAGUUGAAAUUUCAUAUAAAACAAAUGAGUGCAGGACGAAUUAGUCAAAUAGCAGCAUCAUGCAUUUAAGAUUAGCAGUUUUUUGUUCUUUGUUAUAUUUUACGAACAAAGGGGUAAUUGCAUCCCUUUUAAGUGCAACACAGUCCGAAGACGAUGAUUUAAUAGUUGAAUUGGAGAAUUUAGGCAAAAUCCGUGGACAUAUUCUUCAAACUACCGAAGGAAAAAAUUUCUACGCUUUUCAAGAUAUUCCCUAUGGAGAAUCCACAGCAGGAAAUAACAGAUUUAGGCCCCCCAAACCUCGUGCUCCUUGGGAAGGAAUAUUGAAUGCAACAGAAAACAAAGUAGUUUGUCCACAAUCACACAAUCCAGAUGCAGGUGAAGACUGCUUGGUUUUGAACGUUUAUACACCAGUAAAACCAAGUUCCGGAGCAUUAUUACCAGUAUACUUUUUUAUUCCUGGCGGAGCAUUCGUCAGUUUGAGUGGCCAAAUAUCAUAUUUGGACCCAGAGUAUUUGGUUGAUUUUGAUAUAAUCGUCGUGACAUUCAACUAUCGACUGGGAUCAUUUGGAUUUUUAACAACCCUUGAUGAAAAUAUCCCCGGUAAUUUAGGACUAAAGGAUCAACUUUUGGCCCUUAAAUGGACACAUGAUCAUAUCCAUCAAUUUGGAGGUGAUUCUGACAAAAUAACAGUAGGUGGACAAAGUGCUGGAAGUAUGUCUGCUGGAUUUCAUUUGCUCAGUAGAGCAACUAAAGGCUUAUAUAGGGGAAUUAUUCAAGAAAGUGGCUCAUCAAUAUCCAGUGUCUUUUAUCCAACAAACGAUAGAGAACUGGCAUUUGAAUUUGGUAAAGCCUUAAACAGUUCAUUUACAUCAACCGACUCAAGAGAUUUGUUAGAACUGUUGCAACAAGCAUCUUAUUCAGAUCUAUUGGCUCUCAAUAGUAAGUUCACCUCUGGAGCCACAGCUGGUUUUAUGAAUGGCUUGACGUUUAAACCCGUUAUUGAGGAUGACAACGAUGAUGCUUUUAUAACGGAACCAAUGCAUGCUGCUCUAUUGGACGGCCGUUUUAACCUUGUACCUGUUCUCAUCGGCUUCAAUUCUGAAGAAUCUUUGUCUUUCCUAGGACAAAUUGGAGAACAAAGUAUCGAAGAAAGGGCCAAAUUACUUGAUGAAAAUCCAGCAAAUGUAUUACAAUCCCUCAAUGUAUCUGUAGAAGACAGAGAAAACGUUGGUAAAAAAUUAAAAGCAUUAUAUACUUCUUCUUCUUUUACUGAUGAUAGAAAUGCAUUGAUAACGUUUACAAGUGACGAAGUUUUUGUACGAUCAGCAUUACGUCAAGCUGAAAGCGCAUCUAGGUACGUACCUGUGUAUCUGUAUGAGCUAACAUGGUUGCCAGAGAAUAGUACUGCUCAAGGAGUCCCGCAUGCAGCAGACAUGCCGUAUUUGUGGGGUGGAGAUUCUCAUGGCCAAAAAAUUAAUGAAAAUCUUCGAAAACCUAUAUUAAAGUGGUGGACUAAUUUUAUUAAAUACCAGAACCCCACUCCUGAAAAGGAUGAAGAUCUUCAAAACGUCAUUUGGUCAGAAGUAAAACCUGACGCUGUAAAAUAUUUAGAUAUAGAUUCGCAGUUCACAGUGAAGGAAAAUCCCAAAAACUAUUACAGUAUUAAGAAUCUGUUGGAUCUUUACAUACGUCCACCCUACAUAACUUAUUAAAAGCCAUAGAAUAAAACAACAUUGUCUUUUAUAGAAAUAAAUAUAUUAUAAAAACGCACUUUUUUGUA
Messenger RNA from Diabrotica virgifera virgifera (western corn rootworm), 1789 nucleotides. RefSeq names its product juvenile hormone esterase. The coding region runs from base 69 to 1721 and encodes 550 amino acids. Lineage: Eukaryota; Metazoa; Arthropoda; Insecta; Coleoptera; Chrysomelidae. The transcript has 11 exons. The record is from RefSeq and is a predicted model, not a curated record.